Molecule: messenger RNA, 1098 nt
Organism: Aspergillus calidoustus
Lineage: Eukaryota; Fungi; Ascomycota; Eurotiomycetes; Eurotiales; Aspergillaceae
Source: the annotation of a GenBank genome assembly
AUGGGUUACGGUAACCCCAAAACUCUUUCGGAUACCUCCAUGAAGAACUGCAAGGGCGACAUUCGCGAAUUCAAGCCCACUAUCCUUGUCGGUGUUCCAGCAGUCUGGGAGUCGGUGAAGAAGGGUGUUCUCAACAACUUGAACAAAAACAGCGCUCUCGUCAAGAGUCUGUUCUGGGGCGCCAUGUCGAUGAAGAACUUUUUGAUGUCUACAGGCUUACCAGGUGCUUGGUUCCUCGACAACGUUAUCUUCAAGAAGCUUAAGGAGGCUACGGGUGGCCGCCUGCGGAUCAUGAUGAACGGAGGUGGUCCUGUUUCCAGGGAUACCCAGAAGUUCCUGUCCAUGGCUAUUGCUCCCAUGGUUGGCGGCUACGGAUUGACUGAGACAGCCGCCAUGGGCGCUCUAAACGACCCAGGGGCCUGGAACCCCAACGUUCUGGGUGAGCCCCCAGCCUGCAUUGAAGUCAAGCUUGUCGACUUUGCAGACGCCGGCUAUUUCACCAAGAACACCCCGCCGCAGGGAGAGGUCUGGAUCCGCGGAGGCAGUGUGACAACCCACUACUUUAAGAACGAAGAGGAGACCAAAAACGCGUACACUGCCGACGGAUGGUUCAUGACUGGCGAUAUUGGCGAGUUUGACAAGAACGGCCACCUCCGCGUCAUCGACCGCAAGAAGAACCUUGUCAAGACCCUCAACGGCGAGUACAUUGCCCUCGAGAAGCUCGAGUCUGUGUACCGCUCUUCACCCGUCGUCGGUAACAUUUGCGUCUACGCUGCUGAAGACCAGGACAAGCCGGUUGCCAUUAUCGUCCCCGUGGAAAUUGCGCUCAAGAAGCUCGCCAGUGAAAACGGCAUCGAGGGCGACUCGGUCGAGACCCUCGUCCACAACGAGAAGCUCAAGUCUAUUGUCCUCAAGCAGCUCCAGACUCUUGGCCGAAACAGCGGCCUCAGGGGCAUUGAGAUCAUCAACGGAGUUGUCCUGUCAGAAGAAGAGUGGACUCCUCAAAAUGGCUUCACAACCGCCGCCCAAAAGCUGCAACGCAAGAAGAUCGUCGCCAAGUUCCAGAAAGACAUCGACCGCGCCUACGGAAAGAACUAA